This is a messenger RNA of Magallana angulata, 1777 nucleotides long. RefSeq lists its product as uncharacterized. Gene Ontology annotation, biological process: proteolysis. NCBI's taxonomy places the organism in Eukaryota, Metazoa, Mollusca, Bivalvia, Ostreida, Ostreidae. Gene Ontology annotation, molecular function: cysteine-type endopeptidase activity. The coding region runs from base 110 to 1198 and encodes 362 amino acids. The record is from RefSeq and is a predicted model, not a curated record. The transcript has 8 exons.
CUUUAUUUUCAUACACAGCUCUUCUUCUAAAGGAGGUCAAUACAGUUUUAUAAAUGGCCACGACCAUCGAGCUCUCUUUAAAAGAUUCCUUCGGUAUAAUAACCGCGAUAUGGCUGUAUCAGCAAAGGAACAGUCAACAUACUGCAACAUCAUGGAAGGAAGGCCCUGUCGAGCUGCCUGUUUUGACUGGGAUUUCAGGAACGUAGCUAUUACAGCACCAGCAGAAAGGGAAGGAAUUUUUAAUGAAAGACAAAGAUUUGUGAAGAUGAUCAAGAAUCUUAACUUUACCAUCUAUCCUUCAGAAAAAGAAGUUAAAGUAACCCGAAAUUUACCCAAACGAAACUUUAUCAAGGAGUUAAAAAAAUUUAAAAAUCUGUGUGUGUCAGAACCUUGUGGCUGCAUUUUGCUGUCCAUUUCUUCACAUGGAGUGAUUGUGAAAAUGAAUGACCAAAUAGACAGUGGGGAUUUUGAAACAUAUGAAGAUUUUAUCCUAACUCACCCUGAGCCUGACGAAAAUGAGUUUUCCGAGAAUUAUGUUGAUGAACGUAUCUCAGUCAAAGAAAUUAUAGACGUGUUUACAGAUAAAGGAUUGAGAAACAUUCCGAAAAUAUUCUUAAUUCAGGCAUGUAGGAACCGAUUUCAUGCAGCUAAUCAAGAUUCAGAUGUAGAUAUUGGCUUUGAUGUGUGUGUUGUACGAGAUAACGGAGAGGGUGUACCAUUGCCACUAAAUGAUUUACGAGUCCCACCAGAUCCUCCAGGCACAAACAUAGCGUACUCCCCGCCAUAUUUAGAGAACAGUGUCAUUGUCUUCUCCACUCCUUUUGCACCUCCCAAAUCCAAAACCAACAUUUUUUUGGACCGUAGUAGGAAAGGAGUAAUGAACAUACAUGUUUUUACUAUGAACAUAUAUAUGGCUGAAAUAGGAAUCGAACCUGGCAAGGACCCCUGCAAUAAUAGUUAUUCUACAGGAGCCAUGUCUAACUUUGGAAGUCACGUGUGGUGUGUUCUUCAAGAAACACUAAAAAGUAUGGUACCAGUAAAUGGAUCAAUAAAUCUUCUUGACUGGUUAAAGAAGACAAAUGGAGAUCUGGCUAAAGAUGAAAAAUUUGAAAUUAAAGAUAAUUUGAAAUACAAACCUCUUCUCAGUAUCAGCCAUACACUGACAAAACAAAUUUUGUUAAAGCUACAGCGCGACUGAUUUUCAAAUCUGGUAAUAUUUAUUCUUUUAAAGUAACCGUGAAUAUGUACGUGAUACGUUUUCAUAAAUCAAAUAUAUACAUCAAUUAAAAUAUGUAGGUAAAUAAUAAAAGUUCUUCAAUCCUCGAUCAGCCCAAUAAAAUUUAUUUAUUUAAACAGUAUUUUAUUAUGCAAUAUAACACAUAAACGGAUGGGAUAGCAGGCAUUGCCUAUAUAAAUCCUCUCCGACAUACAAGGUCAAGGUCAUAUAUAUAUACAAUAUUUAGUGCCAUAAUGAAAAUAAUAUUUGAAAUAUAUGAGCAGAAAAUGCAAUAGGUAUUAUAAUAGUUAUCAUUAUAAUAUUAUAAAUUGUAGUAACUAAAAGUGAUAAUAAUUAGAAAAAAAAUACAAACAAAAGGUUUUACACGCUGGUUCAGGUUCUGUGGUAUAUGACAAUAGGAAAGACUAGAUGGAUUAUUUAAACUUUGAAGUGUUAUUGUCAUUCAAACGACGUCUCAAACUCGAGAUUUAUGUUUUUGGAAUCUCCAGUGAAUUGUGUUGUACUUAAUUUAUUACAGUGUAUCAAUAAAACAUUAUCAGA